CAUUGCCUUCGAAACUUCCUAUUAUGAUUCAUAGGAAGGUCACCUUGAAGUUGCCUCACUAAACUAUAUAUGGCUGUUAUAUAUUGCUUGAGCCGUGAUGCUUUCUUUUCAUGCCAAUUGCAACAAAAUGGCAGAAAGAAAUCCAAGGCCAUCAUCAGAUUAUUCACCUGAUAGUGAUUUAACCAGCCAGUGGCCUAAUUUUGAGCUCUCUGAGUACUUGGAAUUUGAUGAUAAUCAUUGGCUAGAUGAUGAUCGAGAAGAGUCAUUUGCUUCUAAGCAUGUUCCAAAUCAGGUUUUUCAAGCCAAUGAAGUAGGUGAUUUUGGAGGAGGUGGCAGCAACUUUGAGGGGUCUUCUAGAACAAUUGAUAAGAACAUCAAGGGAGCUAGAGAGAGAGUUGCAUUCAAAACAAAGUCAGAAGUUGAAAUACUAAAUGAUGGGUUCAAAUGGAGGAAGUAUGGCAAGAAAAUGGUGAAGAACAGCCCCAAUCCAAGGAAUUACUAUAGGUGCUCAGUAGAAGGAUGUCCUGUUAAAAAGAGGGUUGAGAGAGAUAACGAUGAUUCAAGAUAUGUAAUCACAACCUACGAAGGCAUGCACACUCAUCCGAGUUCUUGCUAGCAUGGUGGAAUAUGAAGAAGCUUUGGAAGUGCGUUUUGCUGGUCACAACCACCAUAGUUAUUCUUACUAAACCUUCAUGAGCCCUAAAUUUUGUGUUAUAAAGCAUUCAACAUUGUUAGACUUCUCAUGUGUACAAUUGAACUGAAAUUAAAGGGCUGAUAUUGUGGGUUAAUUAUGAUCAUCCACAAUCAUAUUACCUGGGAAUGUAGGUAAAUGUGAACUGACAAGUAAUUCAAAAAGGAAACCCUGAAUCUAUUUGUGGA
Messenger RNA from Lotus japonicus, 879 nucleotides. RefSeq names its product probable WRKY transcription factor 50. The transcript is spliced from 3 exons. Gene Ontology annotation, molecular function: DNA-binding transcription factor activity; sequence-specific DNA binding. Lineage: Eukaryota; Viridiplantae; Streptophyta; Magnoliopsida; Fabales; Fabaceae. The record is from RefSeq and is a predicted model, not a curated record. Gene Ontology annotation, biological process: regulation of DNA-templated transcription. Bases 98 to 616 code for a protein of 172 amino acids.